AUGCCUGCGGGGAUGCAGGAUCUAAAUCAGAAGGUGACGGUGGACGACCUUCGUCGCGCAGUGCCCGAGUACUGCUUCACGCCGUCCCUGUUCUGGUCCUGCUUCUACCUGUUUCGGGACCUGGUAUACUCGGCUAUUCUGCUGAUCGCGCUGUAUCAGCUGCUACAAACCAGCGCAGUGCGGAACUCAUCACUGCUCUACUAUCUCACCGUCAACGUGUAUGGAGUCUGUCAAGGCAUUGUCUGGACGGGCCUCUGGGUGAUUGCACACGACUGUGGCCACAGCGCCUUCUCGCGCUGGAGUGUGCUCAAUGACAGCGUCGGAUUUGUACUGCACUCUUCCCUCCUUGCCCCGUAUUUCUCGUGGAAGUCAACUCAUCGGCGACACCAUAUCUAUGCCAAUCACAUUGAAAAGGAUCUGAACUAUGAUGCGCCCUUCGUCCUCUUCCUCCGCAUCUUGCUGCAGCAGACCAUCGGCUGGAACUGGUAUAUCCUGACCAACAUCACCUGCCCUCCGACAGCGGUUCCCAAGAAAGGUAUGUCAAUGUGGCGCCACAGUCAUUUCGAUCCCCAAGGUGCAUUGUUCUAUCCCUCCGAGUGGCUGUCCAUUGUGCUGUCGGAUCUGGGCUGCUUUGCUGUGAUCACUGGGCUUUAUCAGCUUUAUCUGCAGUUUGGCUCCUUCGAGACGCUUUUUUGGGUUUAUAUUGUGCCGUGGACAUGGGUGAACCACUGGAUCGUAAUGAUCACUUAUCUGCAUCAUACCCAUCCAUCAGUGCCUAAAUACACACCGGAAUCGUGGAGCUUCUUGCGUGGCGCGACCGCAACCAUGGACCGCGACUUCGGCAUCAUUGGGACGCAUUUCUUCCAUCAUAUCUCGACCGACCACGUCACUCACCAUUUAUUCUCGCGCAUCCCGCAUUAUUACGGGCCUGUAGCCAGUAAGGCGAUUGUUCCCCUGCUGGGCCAGCACUACCACGGACGGGGAGAAUUCACUUACCAGGAGCUGAAGACGGCCUUCAGCCGGUGUCAGUGGGUGGAGGAGGACCCUGGAAAAGAUGUAGCUUUUGGUUUACGCGCAACGGAGACGUUGACCAACAGGGACGUGAAGAACACAGGGUUAUGGUAUCGCGGAGGACGCAGUCCCUUGCCAGAGUAUAAGAUGCGCGGAUCCAAGUCCCUCUAA
Messenger RNA from Aspergillus niger, 1182 nucleotides. RefSeq lists its product as uncharacterized. The transcript has 3 exons. Gene Ontology annotation, biological process: lipid metabolic process. Bases 1 to 1182 code for a protein of 393 amino acids. Lineage: Eukaryota; Fungi; Ascomycota; Eurotiomycetes; Eurotiales; Aspergillaceae. The record is from RefSeq and is a predicted model, not a curated record. Gene Ontology annotation, molecular function: oxidoreductase activity.